Kalmanozyma brasiliensis GHG001 is the source of this 1701-nucleotide messenger RNA. Its product is annotated as Radical SAM. The record is from RefSeq and is a predicted model, not a curated record. The coding region runs from base 1 to 1701 and encodes 566 amino acids. The transcript has a single exon. Gene Ontology annotation, cellular component: nucleus; elongator holoenzyme complex; cytoplasm. Gene Ontology annotation, molecular function: iron-sulfur cluster binding; catalytic activity. NCBI's taxonomy places the organism in Eukaryota, Fungi, Basidiomycota, Ustilaginomycetes, Ustilaginales. Gene Ontology annotation, biological process: tRNA wobble base 5-methoxycarbonylmethyl-2-thiouridinylation.
AUGGGUGCAUCUGCCAAUUCCGCCGAGCUGCUGCUGCGGGUUUGCGCAGACAUUGCAGCACAGCUCGUCGAUGCCCAUGACCGCUCAGCGUCAGUCUCGUUGAACAGCAUUCGCACAAGCACCUGCAAAAGACACGGCUACAAUGGAGUUCCACGACUCACCGACAUUAUCGCUGCUAUUCCUGAGGCGUAUCGCAAAGUGCUCGUCCCUGCACUCAAGGCCAAACCCGUGCGAAGUGCUUCUGGUAUCGCUGUAGUAGCCGUCAUGUGCAAGCCACAUCGAUGCCCCCACAUCGCUCUUACCGGCAACAUUUGCGUCUACUGUCCAGGCGGUCCCGACUCCGACUUCGAGUACAGCACCCAGUCUUACACCGGAUAUGAACCCACCUCGAUGCGAGCCAUUCGAGCUCGAUACGAUCCCUACGAGCAAUCCAAGAACCGAGUGCAGCAGCUCCGCGAGCUGGGUCACAGUGUCGACAAAGUCGAGUACAUUAUCAUGGGCGGCACUUUCAUGUCUUUGUCCGAGACCUAUCGCAGCCAAUUCAUCGCGCAGCUGCACAACGCCCUCAGCGGAUUCAACGGUCAAGACGUCGAUGAGGCCGUCAAAUACUCGGAACGCGCCCUGACGAAAUGCAUCGGUAUCACCAUCGAGACACGGCCCGACUACUGCUUGCGACCACACCUUUCUCAGAUGCUCCGGUACGGCUGCACUCGCCUCGAAAUUGGCGUGCAAUCCGUCUAUGAAGACGUAGCGAGGGACACCAACCGAGGGCACACCGUCAAAGCGGUCUGCGAGACCUUCCAGCUUGCCAAAGAUGCUGGCUACAAGAUCGUUGCGCACAUGAUGCCAGAUCUCCCCAACGUCGGCGUCGAGCGUGACAUGGAGCAAUUCAAGGAGUACUUCGAGAAUCCAGCUUUUCGUACUGACGGCCUCAAGCUUUACCCUACCCUCGUCAUCCGCGGCACCGGUCUGUACGAGCUCUGGAGGACGGGUCGUUACAAGAAUUAUACCCCUUCCUUCCUGGUCGACUUGAUCGCACGUAUCUUGGCACUGGUACCACCAUGGACGCGAGUCUAUCGUGUGCAGCGUGACAUCCCCAUGCCGCUCGUAUCGUCCGGUGUCGAAAAUGGCAACCUGCGAGAACUGGCGUUGGAGCGCAUGCGCGAUUUCGGCGUCACUUGUCGCGAUGUACGCUACCGCGAAGUCGGCUUGCACGAGAUCCAUACCAAGGUCCGACCGGACGAGGUUGAGUUCAUCCGUCGAGACUACACGGCAAACGGCGGCUGGGAAUCCUUCCUCGCUUACGAAGAUCCGGAGAAGGACAUUCUCAUUGCGCUGCUGCGACUGCGAAAGUGCUCGGCCGCUGGGACAUACCGGCCCGAAUUGACAAAGGAUGGCCAGUGUUCGAUCGUUCGCGAGCUGCACACGUACGGUAGCGCGGUUCCCAUCCAUUCGCGAGACCCAACCAAGUUCCAACAUCAGGGUUUCGGUACGUUGCUGAUGGAGCAGGCCGAACGCAUUGCCAGAGACGAACACGGGUCGCGCAAGCUGGCUGUCAUCUCCGGCGUGGGUACUCGAGACUACUACCGAAGACUCAGAUACGAGCUUGAGGGCCCUUACAUGGUCAAGAUGCUCGUGGACGAGAUGGGCGAAGACGACGCUUCGGACGUCAGUGCAUCUGAACCCGACUUCUACUUCUGA